CUUUGGACAACUCGGCCCUAUUGACAAAUCCCAGCUUUCUUGACCAAAGGGAAACCAGGUUCAUAUCAGAUACACACACAGCGGAAGAUCGCAGCUACUGUUUCGUCUUUUCCUGAAAUCAUUCCCAAAUCGCCGAUCAAUCUGACAAUGAACGUGAUCGAUUCUACCCAAGCGAAAAGCAGUUUACUAAGCUCUGAAACAGCAUCAUCAGAGAGAACCCUGUAUCCUUAUGUGACCGGUACAUCUGUGAUAGGUAUCAAAUACAAGGAUGGUAUUCUCAUGGCUGCUGAUAUGGGAGGCUCCUAUGGGUCAACCCUGCGUUACAAGAGUGUGGAGCGUUUGAAGCCUGUUGGGAAACAUUCUCUUCUCGGUGCAAGUGGAGAAAUCAGUGAUUUUCAGGAGAUUUUACGUUAUCUUGACGAGCUUAUCUUAUAUGACAAUAUGUGGGAUGACGGGAACUCAUUCGGACCUAAAGAGGUGCACAGCUACUUGACUAGGGUGAUGUACAAUCGUCGCAACAAGUUCAACCCGCUGUGGAACUCACUUGUACUUGGUGGAGUGAAAAAUGGACAGAAGUAUCUUGGAACUGUUAGUAUGAUCGGUGUACAUUUCGAGGACAAUCAUGUGACAACUGGGUUUGGGAAUCAUCUUGCACGGCCAAUUCUCCGUGAUGAAUGGGACGAGAACUUGAGUUUUGAAGAUGGUGUAAAGUUACUGGAGAAAUGCAUGCGUGUGCUUCUGUAUCGUGAUAGGUCUGCUGUCAACAAGAUUCAGAUAUCUAGAAUCACGGAAGAGGGUGUAACAAGCUAUCAGCCCUAUGCAUUGAAGACUUUCUGGAACUUCUCUGCUUUUCAGAAUCCGACCGUGGGUGCCGAAGGAUCUUGGUAGCCAGCCAGCUGGCCAUUUAGUGCCUGAAACGCAUGAUGGAAUUGAAAAGUUAAAUACAUGAGGCAGCCCUAUCUGAUAUAUAUUUUAAAUUGUGAUGUAUGUCUAUUUGAGUUUGGAGCUCUCGGGCAGGCGAAACAUUGACUUGAUAGGUAUGUUUUUAACUCAUCUCUUGUGGUUUUUUACCGAGAAUCCACCUGCUGCACAUGUCAUCCAUUUGAAAGUGUCCGCCAAAUUGAUCCCCAUAAUAAUGUUUUUUUUUUUUUUUUUUCACCAUAAAUUAUUGCUAGCUUGUAGCUAAUGUAUGUGGGGGCAUGAAAGGUAUUUUCAUUCA
Molecule: messenger RNA, 1219 nt
Organism: Cornus florida
Lineage: Eukaryota; Viridiplantae; Streptophyta; Magnoliopsida; Cornales; Cornaceae
Product: proteasome subunit beta type-4-like
Exons: 7
Coding region: 148-888 (246 amino acids)
Cellular component (GO): proteasome core complex, beta-subunit complex; nucleus; proteasome core complex
Source: RefSeq, a predicted model, not a curated record